Molecule: messenger RNA, 1549 nt
Organism: Homo sapiens (human)
Lineage: Eukaryota; Metazoa; Chordata; Mammalia; Primates; Hominidae
Exons: 7
Coding region: 1-1383 (460 amino acids)
Source: RefSeq, a predicted model, not a curated record
AUGGGAGAGCCUCAGAACAUAGCCAGGAGGCUUCGGGAACUGCACAGCCCUGGCGACCCGGCCCUGUUCUCACUCUCGGUAAGGUCUAAUGAGGUCACAACCCAAGUGGAAAGACCCAGAGAUUCUGGAUUCUGGAUGUCAGAGGAGGGAGAGGAUCCCAUUUGUGUCUCUACACUACUUGUCUCCAGUGCCAUCUGGAGUUAUUCCAACCCUUACCCCCCUGAACAUUCUGUGCUAUCAGACAAUGAGUCGGUGUGUAACAAGCCCCUCACCCAAAUGGCCCCAGUCCACAAGCUUCAGGGAAAACAAGUAAAAACAGAAGAGAAAAUCAAAGGUGACUGGAUUCCUGCAAAAAAUGAAAGUGGCAGGCAUCUUUUCAUCAAAAGGGAAUUGGCUGGCACACUGAGAGUGCCUAUUUGUCAGACCCACGCAGGCGAUAAAGGAAAUGAAGGUGCGGAUCCCGGACCUUCUUCGCCGAGCCUGAACCGGCAGACCCCUCCCCAGGCCCCUGAAGACCCAGGAGUGAGCACCAAUGGGGGAAAGGCCGCGGAUCCCCUCAGGCUGCGGCGUGAUGGGCCGAGCUACGCCGGGGACCUCGGGGCUCGGAGAUUCGGUUCGACGGGUCCGGGGUGCGAUCCCCGCUCCGCGGAGCUCGCUCGGCCGUGGCUUUACCUGCGUGUGAUUGACUACAGGUGCUCAGCUCGCCCCCAGUCUGGUUCCUGCAGCUCCCCGGCUGCCAGCGGCGCUCAUGGAUAUACAGCCGGAACCCCUGGCCAGUGCAGCUCCCGCCGCUACCGGCCCCGCCCAAGUAACUGCCGCCACGCCCCUGACGACCGCUUCUGCCACGCCCCUAACCACGGAAACCGCUUGUUCAUUGGGCAGUUCAGCCGCUUCUCCACUUGCCCCGCGCGCUCAUUGCGUCUAGGAGGGGAUCCAUUGAUCAGCGAAGCUGUUCCUCAGAGUGGAGGCGGGAUUCUUAGGGGAGAGCUCCUCAGCAAUUGGUUACAUUUGACGGCUUUAGUCCAGGGACCCAGACGCUACUGGAUAAGGCCAGCCCGGAGUGGGCGGGGAAAGGGGAGGAGGGCUAGAAGGUGGGUCGUGUUUGAUGUCGAUGGGGGCGGGGUGAAGAGACGGGUAAUUGUGACCGCAAACUGCUUUAGAGGGCUGGGGGUGAAAUUUGAGGUCAUAUCCCGGGAGAGAGGAAGAAGGGUCGUGAGUCACCGAACCCGAAGGAGAGGAAAAGAUGUGGAGGCAGCGGUCUAUGGCCUCUUCCAGCUCCGGACGGGGGAUGGGGACGCUCUGGGCAAUACGGGCCUCAGUUAUUGUCCCACUGUCCUUUCAACCCUUAACCAACCCAGUUGGAGGCCGCCUGGAAGAAUGUAGCCUUGGAACUAGGGCCUGGAAUUGGGGCUCCUACCGGUUGUGUGGGCUUGGGCAAGUCACUUAACCUUCCCGCAUGCUCCCUUCACUUGGCAACUGAGGGUAACAAUAGUAGUUGAUGAGAAGAUUAAAUAAACUCUGAUAAAUGCCAACAGUGGCUGGCACUCAA